Zasmidium cellare ATCC 36951 is the source of this 945-nucleotide messenger RNA. RefSeq lists its product as uncharacterized. Gene Ontology annotation, cellular component: membrane; mitochondrion. Bases 1 to 945 code for a protein of 314 amino acids. Gene Ontology annotation, biological process: mitochondrion organization. The transcript has 5 exons. The record is from RefSeq and is a predicted model, not a curated record. Lineage: Eukaryota; Fungi; Ascomycota; Dothideomycetes; Mycosphaerellales; Mycosphaerellaceae.
AUGGCCAACGAUCCGCGACAGAUGUGGGAGAACCUGCAGAAGAACAUGCAGAGAGUCCAGCAACAGGGCGCGAGAUUCGGCGCCGGUGGAGCUGGUGGUCCAGGUCCAAGAGGAGCUCUCACGGGUAUUGGAGGACUGAUCUUGCUCGGUGGUGGCGUCUGGUUCUUCAACAACGCUCUCUUCAACGUCGAGGGUGGUCAUCGCGCGAUCAAGUAUACCAGAAUAGGUGGUGUUGGCAAGGACAUUUACAGCGAAGGAACCCACAUCCGAAUCCCCUGGUUUGAGACACCCGUCGACUACGAUGUGCGCGCCAAACCUCGAAAUGUCGCCUCCCUCACCGGUACGAAGGACUUGCAGAUGGUUAACAUCACCUGUCGUGUCCUGUCCCGGCCGCGGGUGGAUGCUCUGCCGCAAAUCUACAGAACCCUGGGAACCGACUAUGACGAGCGAGUGUUGCCCAGUAUUGUGAAUGAAGUCUUGAAGAGUGUGGUGGCACAGUUCAACGCAUCGCAGUUGAUUACACAGCGUGAGAAUGUCUCAAGAUUGGUGAGAGACAACUUGGUGCGAAGAGCGGCGAGGUUUAACAUUCUUCUCGACGAUGUCUCGUUAACGCACCUCGCCUUCUCCCCUGAGUUCACAGCAGCCGUCGAAGCGAAGCAAGUCGCUCAGCAAGAAGCCCAACGUGCUGCCUUCGUUGUUGACAAGGCACGACAAGAGAAACAGGCCAUGGUCGUCAGAGCACAGGGUGAGGCACGCUCUGCAGAGCUUAUUGGUGACGCCAUCAAGAAGAGCAGAUCAUACGUCGACCUGAGGGAGUUCGAGAACGCCAAGAAUGUCGCCGCCAUCCUGCAGCAAGGCCAGAACAAGGUCUACCUGGACACCGAAGGUCUGGGUCUGAACAUUGCCACGACCGGUAGCGACAAGGAGAGGAGCAGGAAUAAGUGA